Xiphophorus hellerii (green swordtail) is the source of this 6167-nucleotide messenger RNA. RefSeq names its product dipeptidyl peptidase like 10 (gene dpp10). Gene Ontology annotation, biological process: proteolysis; regulation of potassium ion transmembrane transport. Gene Ontology annotation, cellular component: voltage-gated potassium channel complex; plasma membrane. NCBI's taxonomy places the organism in Eukaryota, Metazoa, Chordata, Actinopteri, Cyprinodontiformes, Poeciliidae. The record is from RefSeq and is a predicted model, not a curated record. Gene Ontology annotation, molecular function: serine-type peptidase activity; potassium channel regulator activity. Bases 953 to 3340 code for a protein of 795 amino acids. The transcript is spliced from 26 exons.
UGCUAACGGUGCAUCUAUAGCUGCUAACGGUGUAGCUAUAGCUGCUAACGGUGUAGCUAUAGCUGCUAACGGUGUAGCUAUAACUGCUAACACUGCAUCUAUAGCUGCUCCGUUAGCAGCUAUACCGUUAGCAGCUACGGCUGCUAACGGUAUACAGACUAAAAUUAAUUUUUCAUGUGAAUUUAUAUAUACAAACUUUUUUUGAAUCAGUUUUGCAUCAAAUAAAUUUGAAUCUUAAAUAUAGAAAAAAGUUUUCCUGUAGAAAGUUCUAAAGUAAAUCCAUCCGUCCUUCAUCCUGAUCAUCUGAUUAUCAGUAUUACAGGUCAAAGAUCAAUAUCGGUAUAUUUCACGUGUGAUUUCUUGUCUGUCUCAUUCAUGACGUCAUUCUGAACAGAACCUCAUUUAUCGAUACAUAGUUAUUGAUUUAUGAUUCCAGACUGGGGAUUCCUGUCUCAGGUCUUUGGAUCUCAGUUCAGGUUCUGGUUCUGGUUCCGAUGAGUCCCGGACUUUGAAAGCUGUUUAACUGGCGGAUUGUCUGGGAUUGGUGAUACCGAACCUGUCAGAACCCGCCGGGUUCUUCACGACUCCAUCAGAACCGUUCAUCCUGAGGAGCUGCAGCCCGCCCCUCCCUCUGACCCUUCAUCACCUCCUCCUCUUCCUCCUCUCAGGCUGCGUCCUCCAGAACAUCAGCCGGAUCGCAGCAGAACCUCCGCUGCUCUCUGAGAGCGUCUCGGUUCUGUUUGUCCGGAACCAGCGCAUCUGAAAGUCUCCGGAGGAGGAGGCGCUCAGCCCGGUUCUGCUCCGGUUCUGCCCUGGUUCUCCUCCAGGCAUCAUCUCCAGUCGUGACGCUUCUCUUUCGGAUUCCGCAGCGGAACCGAACCGCGUCCGGUUCUCCGUCGGUUCUAGUAGGUUCGUUUUGGAAUUGGACCGGGUUGUGGACAGCAGGGGGACCAUGACCGCCACCAAGGAGCAGCAGAACCAGAGACCGAACCAGCCGCAGCAGGAUGAGGACCUGGGCGCGGUCAGCCCUCCUCAGAGGAACUGGAAAGGCAUCGCCAUCGCUCUACUGGUCAUACUGGUGGUCUGCUCCCUCAUCACCAUGUCCGUCAUCCUGCUCAGCCCAGUCGAUAGCCAAGCCGGCAGCGACACCAAGCUGACCGUGGAGGAUCUGUUCAGACCAGAGUUCAGUGUGCAUGACCCGGAGGCCCGAUGGAUCAACGAUUCUGAAGUCAUCUACAGGAACAGCAACGGCCAUGUCAUCAAGUUCAACCUUCUCACCAAUGAGACUGAGAUCAUCCUGCCAAACACAACAUUUGUGAAUUUCAACGUGGCAAAGUUUUCUUUGUCUCCAGAUAUGAAGUACGUUCUGUUCGCCUACGAAGUGAAGCAGGUUUACCGUCACUCCUUCAUGGCGUCCUACAGCAUCUACAACAUCCACACACGGGAGGUGUGGGAGCUGGACCCUCCGGAGGUGGUGAACUCGGUGCUGCAGUACGCUGCGUGGGGCGUCUCUGGACAGCAGCUGAUCUACAUAUUUGAAAACAACAUCUACUACAGAUCUCACGUGAAGAGCAACUCUCUGCGGCUCACGUCUUCAGGAAAGGAAGGAGUCAUCUUCAACGGAAUCGCCGACUGGCUCUAUGAAGAGGAGAUCCUGGAGAGCCAUGUGGCCCACUGGUGGUCUCCAGACGGGGAGCGGCUGGCCUUCCUGGUGCUCAACGACUCUCUGGUCCCCAACAUGGUUCUGCCGCGCUUCACUGGCGCCACAUACCCCAAACAGAAGCAGUACCCCUACCCCAAGGCGGGCCAGCCCAACCCGGCCGUCAAGCUGUUCGUGGUCAACAUCUACGGGCCGACCCACACGCUGGAGCUGAUGCCACCGGAGGCGCUCAGGCUGCGGGAGCAUUAUGUGAGCACAGUGAAGUGGAUCAGUAAGACCCGGACGGCGGUGCGCUGGCUGAACCGGGCCCAGAACGUCUCCAUCCUGACGGUGUGUGACACCACCACCGGAGCCUGCGUCACGAGACAUGAGGAAAGCUCGGAGCUGUGGCUGUCUAAGCAGAACCAGCAGCCUGUGUUCUCCAGGGACGGGUCCCGGUUCUUUCUGACCGUCCCAGUGAAGCAGGGCGGACGGGGCGAGUUCCACCACAUUGCCAUGUUCACCACGCAGUUCAGGGCGGAUCAGAACGAGGUCCGACACCUGACCUCUGGGAACUGGGAGGUGACCCGGAUCCUGGCCUACGACGAGCCCAACCAGAACCUUUACUUCCUGAGUACUGAAGGGUCGCCACGGCAACGGCAGCUCUACAGCGUUAAAACGGUGGGUCUGUUUCCACGGCGAUGCCUGACCUGUGACCUUCACAGAACCAACUGCCUCUACUUCAGCGCUGAUCUCAGCCCGUCCAACCAGAAUCUGCUGCUGCACUGCCAAGGUCCUGAAGUUCCCACUGUGAUCCUCCACAGCCUCAAUAACUCCAAUUACUAUAUCCUGGAGAACAACUCAGCGCUGAAGGCAGUUCUGAAGUACAAACGGAUCCAGAAAAAGGAGUACCAAACCGUCCGGGUCGAGCCUUUUGAUUUCCCUCUGCAGAUGUGUUUCCCUCCAGACUUCUCUCCGUUGCGUCAGUACGGCCUGCUGCUGGUCAUUGACAGCGCCCCCGGUGGCCAGGCGGUGAGCGAGCGCUUCUCCCUGGGCUGGGACUCAGUGCUGGUCAGCUCGGACGGCGUCAUCGUGGCCCGGCUGGACGGCCGGGGCAGCGGCUUCCAGGGCCAGCGGAUCCUGCAUGAGGUGCACCAGAGGCUGGGCACGGUGGACGUCCUGGACCAGAUCGCGGCGCUGGAGUUCAUGAUGAAGUUCUCCUACAUCGAUCGCUCGCGCAUCGCCGUGUUUGGACAGGGCUACGGCGGCUACCUGGCGCUGAUGAUGCUGAAGUCGACAGACAGCCUGGUGAAAUGCGCCGCCGCCAUGUCGCCCGUCACCGACUGGAGGCUCUACGCGUCGGCGUUCUCAGAGCGCUACCUGGGCCUGCCGGUACGGGACGACAGCAGAUACCAGGUGUCCAGCCUGCUGCAGAGCGUCCAGGCGCUCCGAGAGCAGACGCUGCUGCUGCUGCACGCCACGGCAGACGCAAACAUUCACUUCCAGCAUUCAGCUGAGCUGGUCAAGAGCCUGGUGAAGGCCGGAGCCAACUACUCCAUGCAGAUCUACCCUGAUGAAGGUCACUUCCUGUCGGCGCCGAGUCGCCAGCACUUGUUCUCGGCGCUGAGCGGUUUCUACAGGGAGUGUCUGAAGGAGGAGCUGCUGCCGCUGCCCGACGAAGACGAGGAAGAGGAGGAGUGACAGCUGCCGGUUCUCCGCUUGGACUCAGCCGCCGGAGCUGCUUCGGCCCGAACGAGCUCUUUGUUGUGUGAAUGUAUAAAUAUGUGGACAUGAAGGACAGCGGGACGCCGCGGGGACAGCAGGGGGCGUCCUCGCCUCUAGCAUAAACUUCUUCUUCUUCUGGAUCGCUCACGAUCCCAGCUAAGCACACGGAGAACUUCCUACGUUUGUUCCAGGUUCUUCAGACUGCAGCCCUCCACACCAAACACGUGCACCACCGCCGCACUGGUCUCCAUGGAGACAGUGACACCGCCAUCACCGCACGACAAGAUGGAGCUCCACCUGACGCCAACACCGUAAACCGAUGGGAGCAGCGCACUGAUGAAGAAACAACGCCCUGUUAGCCUCCAGUUAGCAUCAGAUUUCACAUCCUGUUAGCAUCAGCUGUUAGCCUCCAGUUAACCUCCUAUUAGCUUCAGCCCUUAAAGGGACAGUCCUCCUGACAAACUGGGUUUCUGAGCUGUGACCUUCUGCUGACCUUGGAUGUCUGGGAUGAAGAAGCGAAGCUUCAUCUGCAGGUUCUGCUGCAGAACCAGAACCAAAACCAGAACUUUCUCAUUCUGGACCCAUCAGUUGUUGACAUCAGAACUUCAGCCUCGAGAGUUUUCAGACAACCGGCCGAUCUGACCUUUAACCUUCAUUAUUGUAAUAAUCAUUCCACAGUCCGUUUCCUGCAGUGAAGCAGCGAAUCAGAACUGAGUCAGUAGUUACAGUCCAGUUCCAGAACCAAAGGUCCAGUUUGGUUGUGCAGCCGACAGAAACCAGCAGAGAGUUCUGUCAGAAAACACACCAGACUAAAUAAUAAUAUUAAUAAUAAUAAUCAGUGGUGGGCUGUGCUAGCUACAAAGCUAGCUGCGCUAACUCUAACGCACAAAUCAUAGCCAAUGUUUCUGCUAACGCUAAAGUGCUAACUUCAAUUGAAAUUAUAUUAUCCUUUAAAACACCAAAACCUUCCAAUUUAAUUUGGGCAUAAUUUAAAUGUUCUGUUAUUGAUAUUGUAUUUGUUUCUAGUUUUGUCCAUUUUAUUUGUUUCUGUAUGUUUCUUGGUUUUUUUGUUACAAAACAUGACAGGAAGCGGAACUGGCGUCACCUACUUCAAAAUAAGAGCAUGAAUGUAAAUGUCUAAACUUGAUAAAUUAUUAUAAUAAUCAAAACAUCAACACAGAUGUUGAACUUCAACAAAAAGUUUCUAAAACAGACAGAAAAAUGUAUCUUAAAAAAGUUAAGUGCACAAAUGCUAAAUAGAAAGUUAGCUCGACUGUUAGCCGAUUAGCUCCAUUUUGUCAUAGAUAGUAAAAUGUAAUUAUCUACCAAUAUAUUGGAAUUAGACAGCAGAGAAAACAAUAAAAAAUAAAACUAAGAUUUUGAUUUUUCUAAAAUCAUCAUGUAAGUUCCACCUUUUUGAGUUUUCUAUCAUGUAAUAAACACCUGGAGUGUUUCCUUGAUCGCAGGCUUGCUGCUCGAGAACUGGACCAGUUAAAGUAACGGAUAAUGUGGAAGGACAGCAGCGAGGUUUAAAUCUGGUCUAAUUAAACCUCCAGACUGACCCAGUUCCAUCACAGCCCAGCCAGCCGUCAGCUUCACUGAGCAAGCACACGGCGACAGUGGAGACGAACAGUUUGGACAGGAGGCCUCCAGCUGCCUGGCUCUGCUUUAAUGUAGGUGUCAUGGGACUGACAGCCAAUCACACACCAGCUCCUGAACACCUGAGCAGACAUGAACCAAGCUGCUGCUGCUGCUGCUGCAAGGUCAAAGGUCACGUCCAAACAAAUCUGAAAGGAGCAUCAGUUUAUCACUUCCACCAACAACUCUUUGUAUAUUUGUAAUAAAAAAUAAAAGGUCAAGUAUGGGGCAACAUUUGGGCCAAAAUUAAGACAACAGCCCACCCAGCUGUAGCUACUUCCUGUAACGAUUAGCAUGUCUAGGCUAGUCACUUGCUGAGUUAAAUUUUUUUUUGUUUCAGAGAAAACUUUAUUAAAAAAAUGGGUUGACAUUCUUUUAAUUUUGGCCCUGAUGGCGCUCCGUAUGCUGGAAGACGUCAGGUCCAGCUGCUGGAUCAGAACCAGCAGCUGGACCCAAGAGCUGGGUCAGAACCGGCUUAAUUUUUAGUUUAGCGCUUUAGCUAACUUUGAAAACGUUUAGCACACUUGGCUUCCUCUAAAUGUAAUUUUUCUGGAUAAAUUAUAAGGCGCUAAUUUACUUUGUGGUUUUUGUAAUAAAGUUGAAGGUCCAGCUGCUGAUUCUGACCCCGCUGCUGGUUCUGGUCCAGCUCGCCGCGACACACAGCCCAGAUUAAUCGGAUUUUCUCUUUAAUCUGCACCUACUCAGGCUCUCCAGAGGUGGCGCUGCAGUCUGUGUUAUUCCGAUAUGGAUGGCAGGUUCGGAUGAAUCUGGUGUGGAGCCGUUUGGGUUCUGGGCGGUUCUGGACGGUCCGGACCGCCAGUAGAAGCAGGUUGUGGUGUCUUCAAACUAAUCUGGAUCACUCCAUGGACUUCCGGCAGCAGUUCCGGUGUUUGCAUGUCCCUCGCGGGGAGCCGUAGUUUUGUACAGCGGAGUCCAGAGAACAGAAAUCUAUUUUCAGAUUCCCAGAGAUUCAGUCCGUGAUUCUCCUGGAUUCUUGUAUAUUUCUUAUUGUUUCCUUUGGGCGGUUGGUUGAUUUUCCUCCUAGGACGGAUUUUGUAAUUUUGCUUGUUCCGGUUCUUUUUGCUGUACUGGGUCGGGUUGGGUCGGGAUUAUUGUGAUUGUCCUCUGGUGAUGAUUAUAAAUGAAUAAAAAAUGUAAAACUUUG